AGAAGAGGCGGAGCUAUAAACUUUUCGUGGAAACGGUCGCGGCCAUUUGGAGCCCGGCGCGGCGAAGGAAGCCAAGCUGGUUGGGGCGGGUGCCGAGCGAUCUGGCCCGGCCUGUCUUGGGGCGGCGGCAGGACAAAAGGAACAGCCACGACGACGACAACAGCAAUCAUGGUGUCUUGUAUCAUCUCCCGCGUUGUUGUGUUGAUCUUCGGUAUGCUGUAUCCUGCUUAUUAUUCAUACAAAGCGGUAAAGACAAAAAAUGUGAAGGAAUAUGUACGGUGGAUGAUGUACUGGAUUGUCUUUGCGCUUUACACAGUUACUGAAACAAUAGCAGACCUAAUGAUCUCUUGGUUUCCACUGUACUAUGAACUGAAAAUUGCUUUUGUUAUUUGGCUUCUCUCUCCAUAUACUAGAGGGGCAAGUCUAAUCUAUAGGAAAUUUCUUCAUCCUCUUCUUUCUUCAAAAGAGAAGGAGAUUGAUGAAUAUAUUGUGCAAGCUAAAGAACGAGGCUAUGAAACAAUGGUUAACUUUGGAAAACAAGGUUUAAAUUUAGCAGCUACUGCUGCAGUCACUGCAGCAGUAAAGAGUCAAGGAGCAAUAACUGAGAGAUUGCGAAGUUUCAGUAUGCAUGACUUAACAGCUAUUCAAGGUGAUGAACCAGUGGGACAAAGACACUAUCAAACCUUACCGGAGACCAGAAAGAGAGGGAAAAGCGCCACUAAUGAAUCUUUAGGUUUUGGUAUUCCAGUAAAAAAGGAUUCGGAAGAUGAUAAAACGGAUGAGGAAAGAGAAGGGACAUAUUCCGAAGAUGAAAUGUUUGCUCAGAGAGGUCUUAAGCGAACACAAAGUAUGAAAUCAGUAAAAACUAUCAAAGGCCGCAAAGAGGUGCGGUAUGGCUCAUUAAAAUAUAAAGUGAAGAGAAGACCACAAGUGUACUUCUAAACUACCUUGACAAUUCAGCUCCAAUCAAACCGCUGCGUUUGUUGCUUCUGCAACGGGUACCUGGUCCUGAGUGCAGGGCUUUCCCAUUCUCUGAAGAGGAAACAUUCACAUCUGUUUGGAUUCCCCUUUGCUAGUGCAAAGCUUUACCAGGCUCAUUAAAGAGAAGAGGGAAGAUCUUGCAUGAGCGGAGCUCUCCAUGCCUGUCUCAAUAACUGGCCAUUGUGUUCAGGAACUUCAUGUACCAGAUACAAUGAUAGGGAUUUGUCGCUUUACAGAGAUGAGCAAGAUAACUUCCGUUUCUAAUUUUCUUAAAACUGACAGCUAAAUACGAAUAUUUUAGACUUUUGUAUUGUGUAAACAAUGAAAUUAUUUCAUGACUGACUCAAAGAGGUUCUUAGUUGUGGCUGUUGUUGGUCGUACCACAUUCGGUGAGCAUUUAAGUGGUUGGUAAGUGUCUAUUGCUUAAUUCAAAUUGCACAGCUCCAGCAUUUCCUUUAAUGUACACAGGAAAUUUAUACUUGAAUGAAUUUUAAUUCUGGGUUCCCAGAAAGUUUAGUAUCUAAUUUUAGAGAAAGAAAUGAGAGGAAGGGAUCUUUUUGCAGCUGAUCUUCAUCUGCUUUUUAAACUCUGUGAUCAAAACCCAAGGUAUGUCUUAAAAGGGUUUCUACCAAUUUCUUAUUUUUUAAAAACAGCUAAGCCCCUGCACUGCAUCACCUGUGUUGGAAUUUCCCUUAUUGUCCUGUGAUGUGGGAAGCAAGAUAGUUCCGGUUCAGGGCAGGGUUCAUCAUACAAUUAUGGCUGAUGUCAUCCUAUGAGAAUAAUAAUGUGUGUGAAAGGAUGCAAACUGGCUCAGGUGCCUUUUUGUUUUGCUUCAAGUCUUAUUUCACUGUAGCAUUAUCUGUACAGGAAUUCACCAAAAACUUUCAAACCUGUCUAUUAAAUACUUAAAGUCAGACAACAUUUGGAUCACUAGACACGUCAGUUACAACAAAUAAGAGAAUAUUCAUGUCAUAGAGUUGUUUAUUUUCCCUGUGGUUUAGAGUUCCUGGAUUUUUAUUGUUGGUUUUUAAAACUUUUGUGUAUUUUUGUUUGUAUAUCUUUGCUAAAGGCUUUCUGUUGGGAGCAGCACUCCGGAAAGGAAGCCAUGUUAGGAGUACAGAGUAGCUAGAUAGAUGUAUGUAUCCAUGUAAAUCCAGCGUACUCUGAAGCGUGUAUGUUAACAUGAUGCAUUUCUGUGAUGUCCUUUUGGUGUGAUUUCAAGGUGGCACUUGGUAUAUUUUAAAAUCCUGAUUAAAUAUUAGCUCACAAGAAUGCUACUGCUUAACCUGCUAGAUUCCUUAAGAGUUACCUGUGUUUUCUGGUCAGGGGAGCAUCUCCCAUUUUGUUGGUAUAACUAGGAGCUUUAGUAUUGCCACCUCUGGAUGUAAGAAUCAUUGGCAUGCCCUGCAUCUUUUGAUGGCAUUUAGAAAUCAUGUAAUGAGACUUGCAUUUUAAAACCACAUAGCUGUGGGCGCUGGAACAUUUUAAAAUGGAACACUUAAAAAAAAAAAAAAGCUGCUGUUUUUUGUAUCGCUUGGUACUAGGCUUUAACCUGAAGUGAUUCCAAAGAAACAUAACUUCUGCUGCAGAUAUAUAUAUAUAUAUAAAUUAUUCUGAUUCCAUACCAUGUAGGAGUGUGUUGCUAGAAAGUAUUUAAAUCUCUUCGACUAAGGAAGGAUUUAACUGUUCACUUUCAGUACUGGUAAUCCGUUGAAUAUGAGGGACUGAACGAUUGCUUUCUCUUCUGCUACAUGCUUCGUUGGUGGGAUUGGUAGUACAGAGAAGGCAGUGCCUCCUUCUGCAUUGUUAGGUAGUUUAUAGUUUGAUUGCACUGCACAUAGAAUAUGUGGCAUACAAAUCAGACCUAUGUAGCCUUUGUGGAGUGUGUGCACUUGCACACACUCUCUCAAACUCUGAAACAUUCAAGUCUUCCUAUUCUGUAAAUCCACAACUUGAUAAUACAUUGGAGGAGUGAAAACAUAUUGCAUAUCCUGCAUAUUGUCAGGAUGUUGCUCUAAAACUUUGGCUUUGUUUUCAGUCGCUAUUAUACUACCACAUGUGGUUUUAGGAUCCCUGUCCCUUGACACGUUGAAACUCUACUCUAGGUCAUACAAAUACUCUUCUGUUGUCCUACAAUUGACUUGAACUGGAUAACUUCAGAAGGAUUGAACAAGGGACAGUCAUGGAUAUAUGCAUGCAGUCUCUGCUACAUUUCAGCAAUAUGACAAUUGCAGUCUGAGAACCUCUUAAAUAAUGAGUGGCGAGAUUCCCUGGCUUAAUGUCCAUCAGUAGGCUCAUUGUUUCUGAAUUUAUCCAAGUCUUUUGGCUAAGAAAUUCAGCCAUUAAGUUGGCAAGUUUUAAAGGCCACAUUAUGUUUCUACUGUGUGCCUUUAUUAUACAUGCUAAAAAUGUAAUGUGCAGUGAUUAAAGAGUAUGUCAGUAUACUCCACGGGGAGGUGCUGAUUGGCUAGAACUUCCUAGGGCAGGUACCUGCUUUGGAAUACUGGGGGCACUUCACAUCAGAUUGAUAGAGGCUGAAAGUAGUACGCUCAGUGAGAAUGUCCUUCACUGAAUUAAGACCCAGUCCCCAUCCUUAAGUAUCUUGAGUUCUAAGAAUGGCAAGGCAGAUGCUGGAAGUUGCAUAUAAUGCCUGUGCUAUAUCAAAAUACCUUAUUUUUAAACAAGGUAUAGGGCCUCUAUCAAUUAUUGUGGAUAAGACACAUGUUCUAAAGGAACUUAAAACUACUUUCAAAAACUGCUUCCAUUUAUCAAUUCUUAGAAUUUCAAUAUCAGCCUUCAGACUAAAAUGAUAACUUUGAAACACUGUAAGCUUUUAACUUUUCCUAUUUGUAAUAACUGGCAACUUGUUUACAUAUUUGUAGUACUGGGGAGUCUUUCUUCCAUUUUGUACUAAUAUUUCUUUACCUUUGUAAAUGCUAUUUUUGAAGGUGCAAUGGCUCUUGCGACAUUUUUAAAAAAACAAUGCACAAUAAAGUGAGUACACUCAA
This is a messenger RNA of Heteronotia binoei (common prickly gecko), 3989 nucleotides long. Its product is annotated as receptor expression-enhancing protein 3-like. Gene Ontology annotation, molecular function: microtubule binding. Gene Ontology annotation, biological process: endoplasmic reticulum tubular network organization. Gene Ontology annotation, cellular component: endoplasmic reticulum tubular network; cytoplasmic microtubule; endoplasmic reticulum membrane. The transcript has 8 exons. The coding region runs from base 169 to 942 and encodes 257 amino acids. NCBI's taxonomy places the organism in Eukaryota, Metazoa, Chordata, Lepidosauria, Squamata, Gekkonidae. The record is from RefSeq and is a predicted model, not a curated record.